This is a messenger RNA of Miscanthus lutarioriparius, 978 nucleotides long. The record is from the annotation of a GenBank genome assembly. NCBI's taxonomy places the organism in Eukaryota, Viridiplantae, Streptophyta, Magnoliopsida, Poales, Poaceae.
AUGUCUACAUUCGGUCAUAUGGAAGAUCUUGGAUUGUAUGCGGGCAUACUCACAUCAGUUGGUCAUCAUGUUCCUGGCUUGGACGAAUUGACCUUUCCGAUCACUCAAGACACUCAGGAAACUAAUAAUGAUCUUCCUUUUGAAGUUCAACAUGAUGUUGUGGAAGUGCAGGCAUCUGAAGUUGUUGUUCGCCGUCGUACUGCAAAGGGUGCGUCACAUAGGUCCAAAAAAUUUGAUCAAAAGGAAGAUGUAGUUAUAUGCUCAGCUUGGUUGAAUGUUAGCAAAGAUCCUAUUCAUGGGGACAAUCAAACUCGUUUAUCAUUUUGGAGAAGAAUUCAUGAUUUCUUUGAGAAAAAUAAGGAAACUCCAGCUAUUAGUGAAGCAUCUGAGAUGUACACAGGAGUAGACGAGGAAAAGAAGUCGUUUACUCUUAUGCACUGUUGGAAAAGGUUGAAGGAUGAAGACAAGUGGAAGUCAAAGAUGAUUGAGCUGGCUGAGCAGCAGAAACAAGCCGCAAAGAAGAAACAGAAGACUAAUAAGGAGUCCACGCCGAGCAAUGUAGAAGCCAACAACAAUGAUGAUCUACAAGAGAUUGCAGCCCCAGGUUCUCAAGAACGAAAGAGGCCAAUGGGUCAGAAGCAGGCAAAAGAAGCUAGGCGGGGAGGCGACGACGCUUGCAUUGUAGCUUUGGAUAAGAUGUGGGAGAAGAAGGAGGUUUCUGACUGGGAAAGAGACAAGCAGAGAAAGGAGAGAUGCAUGGCUGCAAUUGAGGUAGACAAGGCUGCACUUGAGGUACAGAAGGCUUCACUUGAGCUUGAGAAGAAGCGGUUGUCAAAUGAAGAAAAAAAAGUUGAAGCGGACUUGCUGAAGGAGGAGAAAGAAAUAAUGUUAGCGGGCACGAGCUCCCUCGACCCGAUGCAGCUGCAAUGGCUUGACAUAAUGAAGAAGAAGAUACUUGCACGACAUACGGCAAAUUAG